Molecule: messenger RNA, 981 nt
Organism: Erinaceus europaeus (western European hedgehog)
Lineage: Eukaryota; Metazoa; Chordata; Mammalia; Eulipotyphla; Erinaceidae
Gene: MS4A6A
Product: membrane spanning 4-domains A6A
Exons: 7
Coding region: 168-908 (246 amino acids)
Biological process (GO): cell surface receptor signaling pathway
Cellular component (GO): plasma membrane; trans-Golgi network
Source: RefSeq, a predicted model, not a curated record
AAUCAUAUCCUGUGUGGCUUACAGCACCAAACUCAGGAAGUGCUGGUGUCUUUCAGGAUGAAGGAACAUGAGAAAUUCUGACGGGGUUGUAUGAGAAACCUGAGUUAAAAAUCUCCUGGGAGUUUCUUAGAGCUGGCACCAAGCUGGUCCACAGCCACAAUCUCGCCAUGUCAUCCCAACCCGUGACCAGGGAAGCCAUGGUGGUUCUCACUCCUGAUGGUAUCCGGUUGCCCCAAGCAGAGAAACCCAACCCCAUCAAUCAGAAUUGGGGCUACCUGAGGAAAUAUGUGAAGGCAGAAGUCAAAGUCCUUGGGACUAUCCAAAUCCUGUGUGGUAUCAUGGUGUUGAGUCUGGCCGUCAUCUUGAUGUCUUCUCCCUUCUCUCAGCAUUUUACCAACAGGUUCUCCAGCUUAUGGAAGGCGGCUUACCCCUUCGCUGGAGCCAUGUGUUUCAUCACCUCGGGAUGUCUAGCAAUCAUCACAGAGAAAAAAUCAACGAAGAUUUUGGUUCAGUGCAGCUUGGUUGCGAAUUUACUGAGCUCUCUAAUUGCUCUGGUGGGUUUUCUUCUCCUCUCAGUCAACCUGGCUUCUUUAGACUCUGCUCUUGAGAAUUGUGACUUGACUGAAAAGGAACAAACCCAUGAACAGAAUGAGACUUCGUACUAUCGUCGUUACUACCAUGACGAUUACUGUGGCAUGGCCAACGCCAUUCUAGAUGGAACUCUGUCGGUGUUGCUGAUUUGCACGACUGUGGAGCUCUGCCUGGCAGUGCUUUCUGCUGUGGUUUGGUGGAAGCAAGUUCAAUCUGACUUCCCUGGGAGUGUAUUUUUCCUGCCUCAGAGCUACAGGAAUGACUAUAUACCCUCGAAGGCAAAUUUCGACUCUCCGUAUGAAGAGCUUGUUACUUAGGGAAACUCUUCAUCAGGAAUUCUGUUUUUCUAUGAAAACCAACUUUAGAUAAUAAAGUUGUAUCUUCUAUAAA